UUAGGUGUACUGAAGUUCUACCAAAAUUUGACAGCACUAGCCGUUUUCGUUUGAAAAGAAACGUACACUACUGAGAGGAUUCACACGCUGCACUGCUAGAGAGGAAUGAAACGUCCCGGAACAAAAAAAAAAAAAUGUAUUGCCUUACCCGACCCCUGGACCUGGUGUGCAGAGGACGAGUUAAUGAACUCAAUGUGGGUUUCAAAGCAUCUCUGGGCAAAUAUAAAGAAAGGACGGCAUGGCUUGUUCCGCAGCCCCUUGGUGUGCCACCCGGAGCUCCAGCACCGCUUUCUACACUGCACCUGCUGCCGGACGAGUCGCAUCGCUUCUGCGGACAUCGAUCUCCUCAACCCGUCUCAGCCCUGCCUGGAUAGCAAGGACGCUAAACCGCUAGACGCGUGUUACACACCGGAGCAGCGCGCUGCCAUUCUGCAGGUCCUGAACACCGCCUCAGAGAGCGAGCUAUCUUCUGUGAAGAUGCUCCGGGGAAGGAAAUCGAGCAACAUAAUCGAGUACAGGACCAGGAACGGACCUUUUAAAGACCUGCACAGCGUCAUGAACGUACCGCUCAUAAAACAUAAAACCACAGAGGUCGUGUUCAACUCCAUUCUCAACCCGGCUGACCGGAGCGAAAGGAGGAAGCCUAAAGUCCAGGCUGUCAAGUUCAUCAAACCACAGAUCGAAAGGAAGAGGCUUGAGGAGGCAAGCAGUGUAGUUUCGUUAGUGUUUGGAACCAACAAGAUCGCCUGGGCUCACCUGGAGCGGGGGCGGAGUGUGUUGGAGUGGCAGCAGGAGGAAUGUGACAGGUUCCUGAGAGGAGCUUAUCAGGCGUCCGUCUACUUGGAGGAUAUUUCACCAGUGGUGGCCAAGAUCCCGGAAGCAGACUUCUUCAUUCUGGAGAAGCCGGGGAUAUCCCUGCAGAACACCAACCUGUUCCCCAUCAUGCUGCACCUGCGCACGGUGGAAGCCAUGCUGUACUCCCUGCUGGGGGCCCGCUUCCAACAGGACGGGCAGCAGAGGGUGCUGAGCAUGGCACGCACGGCCGUGGGCAAGCACUUCGAACUGAUGGUGGGGGAGUGCAGGACCAGCGGCGCGGAGCUGGUGCGGCAGCUCCUGUCAGACUCGGUGACGCAGAAGCACCCUCGUGUGGCCUUCCCCAAGAGCAUGGUGGUGCGCUACAGGAACAUGUUCCGGCUGGGAGUGAGGAACCAUAGGGAGGAGAUGUGCGAUGCGUUGCUGCAGGCCCUGGCUUUUUACGAGCUGCUUGAGGGAGACUGAUCGGGGCUUCCUGAAAGAUGAGAUACUCGCGUUCAUUCGUGUUGGGUAGUGCAAACCCCAGCCUUUAUCCUGCUGGACGAUUAGUACAUACUGUCACAGCUGCACCGUAUUGGAGGCUGUUUCACAAGCUGCUCUUCUGUGAUCCUCUGGUCAACCCUUGCACAAGGUUUUUGUAACUUUUUAUAAGAAUGUUUUAGAAGUUGUGUGGCCUAGAAGAAACAGUAGUAAUAAAACAAAUCUAAGAGUACA
This is a messenger RNA of Acipenser ruthenus (sterlet), 1527 nucleotides long. It is a transcript of the gene tefm, whose product is annotated as transcription elongation factor, mitochondrial. The transcript has 5 exons. Bases 106 to 1278 code for a protein of 390 amino acids. Gene Ontology annotation, biological process: mitochondrial transcription; transcription elongation by mitochondrial RNA polymerase. Gene Ontology annotation, cellular component: mitochondrial nucleoid. Gene Ontology annotation, molecular function: nucleic acid binding; DNA polymerase processivity factor activity. NCBI's taxonomy places the organism in Eukaryota, Metazoa, Chordata, Actinopteri, Acipenseriformes, Acipenseridae. The record is from RefSeq and is a predicted model, not a curated record.